AUGGCUUCACAACUAGUGUCACUGCCCGAGGUCGAGCGCCUCAGCCCAGUGUGCAUCCGCAUUCUGGGGGGGAACCCGGGAAAGUUCACGCUGCAAGGUACCAACACAUACCUCCUCGGCCGGGGCAGCCGCCGUAUACUCAUCGACACGGGCGAGGGCAUGCCCUCGUGGAUUGCUGCUGUCAAAUCCACUCUGGAGCAGGAGAAGGCGACGGUAGAGAAAGUCUUGAUCACUCACUGGCAUGGGGAUCACCAGGGCGGCAUCCAGCAGCUGCUAGAGCUGUCCCCAAGCUCCGAGGUCUUCAAGAAUCAACCUGGGGAGGGUCAGUCAGACAUCUCUGAGGGCCAGAAGUUUACUGUUGAUGGGGCCAGCCUUACCGCUAUUUUCACCCCGGGGCAUGCCGUUGACCAUAUGGCCUUCGUCUUGGAGGAGGAGGACGCCAUGUUCACAGCGGACAAUGUCUUGGGCCAGGGCACUGCUGUGUUUGAGGACUUGACCGUCUACCUCAACAGUCUCGAGAGAAUGCAAGGCAUGUUCAGCGGGAGGGCGUAUCCGGGCCACGGGCCAGUGAUUUAUAAUGGUCCGUCCAAGAUUUCAGAGUACAUCAAUCACAGGAAGACCCGAGAGGAGCAGGUUAUUCGCACGCUGAGGACAGCAAGGCAAGGCACUGCCAUUGAGGGCCCGGCCGAUGCCUGGACACCCAUGGAACUUGUCAAAGUCAUCUAUCACGAUGUUCCUGAGGAGCUGCACAUCCCGGCGAGUGGUGGGGUUGCACAGAUCUUGGACAAGCUCGAAAGGGAAAAAAGGGUGGUCCAGAGCAACGAGAGAUGGGCGUUGAAAGAUCGAUCGGCGUUGUAG
Colletotrichum orchidophilum is the source of this 858-nucleotide messenger RNA. RefSeq names its product metallo-beta-lactamase superfamily protein. Gene Ontology annotation, biological process: secondary metabolite biosynthetic process; antibiotic catabolic process. The record is from RefSeq and is a predicted model, not a curated record. Gene Ontology annotation, molecular function: beta-lactamase activity; zinc ion binding. Bases 1 to 858 code for a protein of 285 amino acids. The transcript has a single exon. NCBI's taxonomy places the organism in Eukaryota, Fungi, Ascomycota, Sordariomycetes, Glomerellales, Glomerellaceae.